Molecule: messenger RNA, 2073 nt
Organism: Protobothrops mucrosquamatus (brown spotted pit viper)
Lineage: Eukaryota; Metazoa; Chordata; Lepidosauria; Squamata; Viperidae
Gene: AMER2
Product: APC membrane recruitment protein 2
Exons: 1
Coding region: 1-2073 (690 amino acids)
Biological process (GO): regulation of canonical Wnt signaling pathway
Cellular component (GO): plasma membrane
Molecular function (GO): beta-catenin binding; phosphatidylinositol-4,5-bisphosphate binding
Source: RefSeq, a predicted model, not a curated record
AUGGUGACGGGCGGCAGGCAGAGCAGCAGCGGCGGCGGCGUCGAGGCUGUCAGUGAGAGCCAGCCGAGCGAGCGAGCGGCGGAAAUCAAGCGCAGGCGUCCGCGGGGGCUGCAGGAGGGGAAAAGCAGCGCCGUCGCGGCCGCCGCCAUGGACGCGCAGUGCGAUGGUGGCGAACCCACCGCGCUGGGCGAGCAGCCGCCGCCGCCGCCCUCGGGCAAGCUGAACAAAACCGCCUUCAAAUUGUUUAAGCGAAGGAAAUCCGGGGGCGCCAUGCCAAGCAUCUUCGGUGUAAGGAGCGGCGGCAAAAGCAAAAGCGGCGAAGGCGGCGGCGGCGGCGGCGGCGGCGGGCAGGGGACGGGCAUGGUGAGGAGCAAGACCCACGAUGGCCUGGCCGAGGUGCUGGAGGUGGAGAGCGGCAAGAACGAGGGCCCGGAGACUGGCGGGAGCGAUCGUGUGGCGGGUAGCGGGGCCGCCGCUGUGGCCGCCAAGGAAGCCGCCUCUUCCUGCUCGUCCUCGGCGGCGGCGGUGGGCAAGUCGCACAGCUUCUUCUCGCUGUUGCGCAAAAACGGCCGCUCCGACGAAGGCGGCAAAGGCGAGAGACCCAAAGGGCGCGGGGGCCUCAAAGGGCUCUUCAGCAGCAUGCGGUGGCCUCGCCGGGAGAAGCCCGGCGGCGGGGUGAAGGACGACGACGACGCCGGUGAGGGCUCCGAGGGCCAGGCCAGUCCCAGCAUCCUCAAUACAGGCUCCCUCACCGCCAGCCUGGAGUGCAUCAAAGAGGAGGCAGCACCCGGAGCGUCCGCUGACCCCAUCCGGACACCCCUGGUCACUAAGGAUGGAGAACAGCCAAUGAGUCCCCUGGCCACUGAGGUCAUGCUCACCACAGACCUGGCACCGCAGCCGGCACCCUGUGGCUCCGGAGGAGAGGAGCUUCCCAGGAUUUUGCCCCAGGAGAAAGAGGUCCAUCCUGAAUCCACCAGUAGUGAUGGCCAAGAGAUCAAGGAGGACUCGGCUGAAACAGGUGACCUCCCCAUCAAGUCUUCCCCCCCUGUUGAACCCAAGUAUGAGCGCAGCCAAGAGGCGGCAGCAGCCCCUGACCCUUCCUCUCUUGAUCCACCCUCUGAGCCAUCUAUUGACCGUAUUUGUUUGAUGUUUGCUGACGUGACUUCACUGAAAAGCUUUGACUCUCUUACAGGCUGUGGGGACAUUAUUGCUGACCAGGAAGAUGACGUGGGCAGCGGCGGUGGCAGUGGUGGAGGUGGAAGUGAGAGGAGUGCCCCUGGGAUUGGCAAAGCUGGGCCCUCCAAGAAGCCUGCCAGCGUGGUGACUUACCAGGGAGGAGGAGAGGAGAUGGCCAGCCCUGAACAGGUGGGAGACACUUGUACUCAGGAGUUCUGGGAUUUAUUGUCACACACUGAAGAGAAACCACAGGGGACAGCAGGAAGGAUGGAAUCCCCUGAGACCUCCAAAGGUGAUAAGAUUGUCAGGAGAGUUCAGGAUGGGUCAGCAAAUGGAAAGCAGAUUGGUCUUAGCCAGAUUCCAGUUCACCACCAGAAAGAAGACCAGAAAAAUAGAGAAAAGGAGCAGCAGGAAGCCAUCCCCAGCAGUGAUGAGGGCUAUUGGGAUUCUACUACACCUGGACCUGAAGAAGACAAUACUAACAGUAUUCAGAAAGAGGUCAUUCCCAGGGACAGCUGCAGUGGGGAUGCUCUCUAUGAUCUGUAUACUGAUCCAGAUGAAAACACAGCAACUGUGACUUCUGCAGAAAAUAUCACCACAGUGACUUGUUGCAAGCCAUUAUCUCCGAUAACAACUACUUGUCCAGUCAAAACCCAUACAACUUCACUCAAGGAUUCAAAGAUACCCAUCAGUAUCAAGCAUUUUACAUCACCACAUGGUAGCCAUGGCCAGGAUUCCAGUAAUAGCCAUCACAUUGUACACCACCAGGCUACCAAAAGUGAGAUUCCUAGAACAAAAAUCCCUGUUUCAAAAGUGCUUGUACACCGAGCCAGUUACAGAAGCUUAGCAGGGACAACAGGUAAAACAGCCACAUAUCAUGAAAGUGCCAAAAAAUAA